Molecule: messenger RNA, 774 nt
Organism: Myotis lucifugus (little brown bat)
Lineage: Eukaryota; Metazoa; Chordata; Mammalia; Chiroptera; Vespertilionidae
Product: proline-rich protein 23C
Exons: 1
Coding region: 1-774 (257 amino acids)
Source: RefSeq, a predicted model, not a curated record
AUGAUAGGCAGCCGCCUCCCCAGCCCCAGCUUCCAUGCUGCGCCCUGGUGGGGACCCCAAUCCGGGGGACCCGGCCCCGCCAAGCGCCGCCGAAUUGAGGAGCCCGCGGGCCCUGAAGACCGGAUGGCGCCCAGCCUGCAAGGCCCCGCGGGACCCCAGGCCGCCGACGCGCUCACCUCCGUGCUGGUCGUGGCUGCAGGCUGUGCCCUGCAGCUGCCUCUGGACGGCGGCGUCGACCUGGUGCUGCAGCCCGAGCCCACGUCGGUCCUGCAAGUGUCUCUGGGCGGGCACACCCUCGUGCUGGUCCCCGAGGCGCUCUUGGGCCCGGGAGCGGGGGCGCACCCGCCCGUCGUCGGCCUGGAACCCGGCGCUCUCCUGGGCGCUCCCGGGGGAGGCGUCGCCAUCCAGCAGGGAUUCUUCUGCGCAUUUGCCCCACAGAUCGCCGUCCCAGAAGAGGCCCACCACCAGGACGAGGACGCCGCCCCCGGGUUCCUGACUCCCUGGAUGGUCCCUGCAGCCGGCUCGGUCGCUGGAACGGGGUUAGGCCCCCACCCGCACGGCCCCAUCAGACAGCCAUGGCCUCAGGCCCCCACGCCUAGUCCAGAGAGACGCCCGCCUGGGCCCGACUUCAACCUGAACUUCCACCUGUGGGAGCGCUUCCCCAGCUCACCGCUCCAAGCUCUACCUCCGUCCCCCAGUCCAGGUCCGCAGGUGCGCCCCCGGCGCCCUCUGGGGCCUGCUCCCAAGGCCCGGAAACGCCUGUUCCAGGAAUGA